Messenger RNA from Auanema sp. JU1783, 516 nucleotides. The record is from the annotation of a GenBank genome assembly. Lineage: Eukaryota; Metazoa; Nematoda; Chromadorea; Rhabditida; Rhabditidae.
AUGCCAAUACAAGAUUGGAACAGAAAUACACCAGUAUUCUCCUCUGCAGUUGCUGAGACAGCUCUUGCCAAUCGGACAACAACACUUGUACUAUUCGGGAUAGAAGCAUUGACCAUCAUCAUAUUCCUAACAAUCCUCUUGAGAAAUCGUUUUCAUAAAAUUCAUUUCAAGAAACGAAUACCAAACAUCGCUAACAAAUAUCAGGUCAAAGAGAAUCAAGCUGUGAUUGAAAAGCUUCUGCCUAUCUGUAUAAUUCACUUUGUAAUCAUGGGCAUCAACUGCUGUGGCUAUGUUUUGAUCGCUUAUAUUAUUGAUCCUCGUGAUACAUCAUCAUUCGCCAUAUACCUAGAAAGUAUCAAUCAGGCUUUUCUCUAUUCACUGAUUAUGCCUAUCGUAGUUGAAUAUAUUUCUAAGAAGAGAGCUGUAACAUCCAAAAUAUCUCACGUAGAGCCUGAUCAAGACCAAUACUUCAACACGUUGAAAGUCUACUUUGAUCAGCCGUUGAGGAAGAAAUAG